AUGAAGAAAGAUAAUAAGAAUUUUUCAAAUACUUCAUUUGGUCUUUUAAAAAAAAAAAGUACAACUAAACAGGAUAUUUCGAAAGUUAAUGUGAAACAUAAAGAUAAGGCAACAAUAAAAGGAAAAGAUAACAUUCCUUUAUUAUCUAAAAAAAAUAAUAUAAAUGAUAAGAAAAAAGAUAUAAACAUAUUAAACCAUUCUACAAAUAUAAAGGUGAAUGAGAAAGAACGUUCAAAUUUAAAUAGUUCAAUUAUAAACAUAGAACAUGAUCAUAAAAAUGUUGAUAUCAAUGGAAAUGUAGAAUUGGUAAGUGACGAAAAAAAAGAAAAAAAAGAAAAAAAAGAAAAAAAAGAUAAAAAAAUAGAAUUGGAUAAUAUUAAUAAGGGUGAUAAUUUACAUAAUGAUAGCAAUAUUAAUAAGGGUGAUAAUUUACAUAAUGAUAGCAAUAUUAAUAAGGGUGAUAAUUUACAUAAUGAUAGUAAUUUUAAUAAAGAUGAUUAUUUACAUAAUGUUGGCAAUAUUAAUCAUGUUCAUGCUACAAUUACUAAUAAAUUUAAAAGAGAAGAUAAUAUGGAUCCAUUAAAAAAAGAUAAUAAUGAAAAUUUUGUAUCAAAUAAAUUAAAUACAGAAAAAGAAGAUAUAACUUAUAAAAUAAAUGAUUUAGAAAAAAAAAUUAUAUUAGAUAAUAAAUGUAACAUGAAAGAUGAUGAAGAUAAUAUUGACACAUUAAAGAAAAAUAAUAUCUAUGUGGUAGACAAUAAUAUUAAGAAUAUAAAUGAUGGAAUAAAUAUUAUUGAUAAUUAUUAUGAUGAUAACAGUGAUAGAUAUAAUAUUCAUAAUGAUUAUAAUAGUGAUACUAAUAGUACUCAUAAUGAUGAUAAUAGUGAUUCGUAUAAUACACAUAAUGAUGGUAAUAAUGAUAGGUAUAUUACACAUAAUAAUAAUUAUAAAUAUGAUUAUGAGGAUCAAAAAAAUGUAAAUAAAAAUACCAAGGAUAUAGAUGAAGAAAAGAAAUGUAGUAUAUAUGAUAAUAUAUUAAAACAAUUAAAUAUUCAGAAAAAUGAAAAUUUAGAAAAUAGCCAUAUCAUAAUUUUUGGAAAUAAGGAUGUAGGAAAAUCAUGCUUAGUUAAAGCAUUACAAGAAAUAUGUAUAAAUAAUGAUGAAAAAGAAGAUUACCCAUUUUAUUGUAAUAAGAAUAGAGUUUUACCUUUAGAUUAUGCUUGUUUAAAGGUAAAAAAUAUAGAUGAAAAUAGAAAGGUGAAAGACAUAAAAAGUAAUAGCCAUAUAUGGAUCUUACAACAUCCAUCUUAUAUCAAUUCAUUGAUUAAAAAUAUAAAAAAUUUUAAAAAUGUAGAAAAUGUUAUUAUUUUAAUAUGUACAGAUUUAUACAAACCUUAUAAUAUUAUGUCUGAUAUUAAUAGUUGGAUAGAUACCUUGUAUAUUUUAUUUGAAGCAAUACAUUCUAAUACAAGCUUAAAGACAUUGAACCAAUUAAAAGAAAAAAUGGAAAAUUAUAUAUAUGAUUAUAAAAAUAAAAAAAUAGAAAAGGAGGAAAAGAGGGAUUAUCAUAAAAAUGAAGAAUUAAAAGAUAUACAAGAAAAAAUAAAUAACAACAACAAUAAUAAUAAUAAUAUACAUAAUAUACAUAAUAGUAUCAAUAAUAAUAUAAAUAAUAAUAACACUAUUAAUAUGAAUAACAAUAAUAAUAUAAAUAAUAAUAACAAUAUUAAUAUCAUUAACAGGGAUAUAAAUAAAAAUAUCUUUACUCCUGACAAGGAACGUUUAAUAAAAAUAAAUUUAGCCUUCCCAAUAUUUUUUAUUAUUUGUAAAUCUGAUGGAUAUGAAAUUUUGAACAAUAGAACGUAUCAAGGAUAUAUGGAUGUUAUCAUUUCCUAUUUACGUAAUUUAGCCAUAAAUUAUCAGGCGGCUAUAAUAUAUUGUAAUACCAUCAAUAAGGAUCAUCCUAAAAAUAUAGAACUUUUGUAUAAAUAUAUUAUGCAUAGAUUAUAUAACUUUCCUUUUAACGAGAAACCAAUUUUAAAUGAUUAUGAAAAAAUAUUCAUACCAUCAGGAUAUGAUAAUUUGGAAUUAAUAAAUAAAUCAAUCAAAAAUACAUUUGUUGAAAAUUUCCAUAAACCAUAUGAUUCAAUUAUUAUUAAGCCUAUACCAAAUAAAAGCAUCGUCGAACAAAAUGAAAAUGUAGUAGAUGAUUAUUAUUUUAAUGAUUUCUUAGCAAAUUUAUCUAAUGAUAUAAAUAAAAUUAAAAAGAAUGAUGAAAAUGUAACAACGUGGGAAAAAAAUAAAAUUGAUGUUAUUGUUAACAAAAGUAAUAUAUAUACAGAGGAAACUAAUGAAAACAAUUUAAAUAAAGAUAAAAUAGAUCAAUCAUUACAUAGCUUUUUUCAAAAUCUCUUAGCAAAAGGAAGAUCCAAAUCACCUAGUGCUCCUAAUAUUAACCCAACAUCAUUAGAAAAAAGAAAUAUAAAUUCAUGA
Plasmodium reichenowi is the source of this 2493-nucleotide messenger RNA. Its product is annotated as dynein light intermediate chain 2, cytosolic. Bases 1 to 2493 code for a protein of 830 amino acids. Gene Ontology annotation, biological process: microtubule-based movement; microtubule cytoskeleton organization. The transcript has a single exon. Lineage: Eukaryota; Apicomplexa; Aconoidasida; Haemosporida; Plasmodiidae. Gene Ontology annotation, molecular function: dynein heavy chain binding. The record is from RefSeq and is a predicted model, not a curated record. Gene Ontology annotation, cellular component: cytoplasmic dynein complex; centrosome.